Molecule: messenger RNA, 2638 nt
Organism: Coccinella septempunctata (seven-spotted ladybird)
Lineage: Eukaryota; Metazoa; Arthropoda; Insecta; Coleoptera; Coccinellidae
Exons: 2
Coding region: 12-2573 (853 amino acids)
Source: RefSeq, a predicted model, not a curated record
UUUUUCCCAGAAUGACAACAACGUCGGUUUUGUUCCUUUUUCUCUCGUUCCACGUCGUCGCCCCUUACUCAUUCCCCUUCGAACUGUUCAACACAGACGAAAGAUCAUGCUACACCAAACCCUCCAACUACGAAGUGAGAGCAGUUCUGAUACCCUGUCAUCCACACCCCCACCAGCGUCGUCGGUAUUGCGGUCAAGCCGGGAAAUUGCAAGGGUUUGACUCCAACGUGUGCGAACAGGGCAAGCUGAAGAACUGCGUUAAAAAAGUGGCGAUCACCGUUAGAAUGACCAAUGUGGGUCACACGAAUUGCGAGAGCCAGUACGUGGUGGUGGAUGAAGUGUACGAUUGUCAGACUGACACCAAGCAGAAAUUGCUGUACCCGUAUGUAUUGAAGAUAAAGCAAGAGCCUCUGCUUCAGACUUAUAGGUUGGACUGCGAGAGCAGCGUUAAAGAGAGGUGCAGAGCUAUGGAAGGCAUGGACGAUGGUGGUAGGAAGUAUUCCAGACGUAGAAAGAAGCCAUGGAUGCAGAAGAUACCGUGGGUUGAGUGCGACAAUAGAUUCACUUACACCAUACAGAAAGUUAAGAGAAGCGCUAGAUCUUAUGGGGAUAUGAAUAAUUAUUAUCAAAGGCAGAUGGCUAACACCAACCCAUACCUUUCUGGAGGUUAUCCGAGAAGUUAUUACGAAAACGAACCAAAUCAUCAAGAUAAGGUCCCUCAAUAUAACUACGGCAAAUUCUCCAAUUAUUUAAAGGAUUAUGGAAAUGCAAAUAGAAGAAUCUGUCCUGUAGAUGAGGUGAAUGAUAGACAGAAAAGGAUUCUUCCUGGUGGAAACGUCAAUAGUGCCCCUUUUGGUAUAGAAGGAGAAAAAGAUGUUCUCAGUAGCAUUGAGCUUCCCAUCAAAUCGCCGACGAAUACAGGGUGUGACAGUUUGGCUGGUUAUUCCUCCCCCAACUACCCCAUGGUACCAGUACCAAAGUCGAAUUGCUACGAAAACUGCGCCUUAUGCAACAUGAGAUACUACAUAUACAAACUUCAAGAACCAAUAGUGAAACACCACUUUUCCUUAGAAAUCUUCGAAAAACACCACGACAUCACCGGCGGCGUGCAGUGGAACAUGGUGACGGACGACAAACCACUCUUCCUAGGCACUUACGACACCGAAUUCUGGGGAGGAAACGACACUUUCGUGGCCGGCUACAGCUCCAAGGAACCGCCGCUGAGAAACUUCGCGCUCCCCUUCGAUUGCGUCAGGUUGCUGAUACCGCAGUUCCCGUACCUCAGAGGCGGAGCCGGACGCUUCCUGCUGAUCCCCGAAGGAAUGUUCAUCAGGAAACAGGAAUGCUUCGAUUCGUCCGGCGUGCAUUACGGCGCGCAUGAAAAAUACGUGACCAAGAGCAGCGCCCUGAAGUACCCCCCCAAGUGGUUCUGGUGUCAGGAUUACAAACGCGAGCGGCGUGGAUACAGGGGCAACUUCUUCCUGAAGAACUUCGCGAAGCUGCCGCCGGUACCGCUGCAUAACACCACCGAUUGUUUCCAGAACUUGACGUUUUACUACGAGGGGCCGCAUCAGAGUUUCAUAAGCAUCGAGAUCAAGGCCGAUUUCAAUAUGAUGUUGAAGCCUCAUAGUUCUGCCGUCAUUACCGAAGUGUACGUGGAUGCCACGCAUUGUGAGAAGACUGACAUCACGGUGAAAGUGACGAAUACGGGGUUGGUCUACGCGGCUUUUUACGUGUUUUUGACCGACUGCCCUUUGCGUCUUCCAGCUGGAUUCAGCAAUAUAGCCACCAGUUCCGCCGUCAUUCCACCGCAACAACAGCAUAUUUUCGCGAUAACAGUGUUGUUCCCGUUGCCUCAAAAGAAGUUUUACUGCUCGGUGGACGUGAAGAAUUACAGACACGACGUUUUGGCGUUCAGGAGGAUACGUUUUCAGAAGAGCGACAGGUGCAUUUGUAUAUGGCACUGUUGCUGCACAUGUUUAGAGGCUGAUAAAGGUCUGAAAUGUCAUCCACUUCCCAUUGAUCAUUACAACGCCGCUGGUUUUUACGGCGGUUUACCCAUAGCCUCCAAAUACAUAAUGUCGACAUCCUUCGUCGAGGAAUACCUGGUUCUGAUGUUCAAUCUAUGCUUAACUAUGACGCUCUUGUUGUUGAUCUUGGGUGUCCUAAAAGCGGUUAUAGGUUUGUGUUAUCCACCGAUCGGAAGGUUCGGAAUGGAGUGGUAUUUGGGGCUGCCAAAGUCGAUCGAUAGGUACUACGAGUCCAAUUUGACGAUGACGCCGGCGCAGUACGAUAAGUUAGGUUGGCCGAUAAACCCGGACGCGAAGAAACGUUGUAGGCCGACUUCGAUAUCGGUGGAGUUUACCAUAAAUGUUUUCUUUUUUCUGUUGUAUCCGUUGGUUUUGUUGCACGCGGUCGUGGUUAAGGUUUUCACGCCGGAAUAUUCUAACGAGAAUCUCGAUAGUAAGGUUAGGAACGCGAAAUUUCAGCAGUAUAAGAAGAAGCCUUGUCCAUGUCCGAUGAUCACUCCUCCAAAGAGUCCUAAAUCGUGUAUGAAGAAGUGUAAGAAAUAAAUAUUGACGAGUUUUCUGGUCCGAUUCUGAAUUUUGAAACAUUGUUGCUUUCAGUAUAAGUAUUU